AUGAGCAGAAUCGCCAAAGACAAGUAUCCCGAACUUUUUGCCGAUGACCGUCAAAUAGACAGACGCACUUGCAAGCGCAUCGUUCCCAUGAAAGUGUUGGUCUUAGGCCUUUGUCGUACCGGGACUGCCUCUAUUUGCGAAGCCCUUCGCCAACUUGGUUACGAAACGUACCAUAUGACUUCCCUCUUCGAAAACGCUCUCGAUGCAGAUAUGUGGAGGGAUGCCGUUGAGGCCAAAUACUUUGGCAAUGGGAAGCCGUUUGAGAGGAAGGAGUGGGAUCAGUUGUUGGGUCACUGCUCCGUAUGA
Saitoella complicata NRRL Y-17804 is the source of this 306-nucleotide messenger RNA. RefSeq lists its product as uncharacterized. The coding region runs from base 1 to 306 and encodes 101 amino acids. Lineage: Eukaryota; Fungi; Ascomycota; Saitoellomycetes; Saitoellales; Saitoellaceae. The transcript has 2 exons. The record is from RefSeq and is a predicted model, not a curated record.